AUGCAGAGCUGCUUCAAAAUUUGUAGAUGCGCGGAAGAUCAAAAGGUGACUUAUGCUGCUACAACCUUUGUGGACUAUGCAUUGCAUUGGUGGGAGUCUGAGUGUGCAAUCAGAGGUGAUGAGGAUAUUGUUGCCAUGACUUGGGAACAAAUGAAAAAGACGAUGAUGAAUAAGUACUGCUCGCGAACGGAGGUGAACAAGCUAGAAUCCGAAUUUCUGAGAUUAAAGCAAGGAUCGUUGUCAGUUCAAGAAUAUGUUAACGAGUUUCUUGAAAAAGCAAGGUUCGCUAGUUACCAGGUGGCUACCGAGGAGAGAAAGAUAGGUCGUUUCAAGGACGGCCUAAGAAUCGAAAUCAAACGUUACGUGGACAUGACUAAGCCGACCGCAUUCGUACAAGCAGUGGAGAUGGCAAAGGUGGCAGAGGAGAACAACGCUAGAGAGACUGGUGAUAGAAGAGAAGCAAAGAGAAGGUGGGAAGGAUUGAGCAAGUUCAACAAGAAAUCCAAAUGGACUCCGACUCUGGCAAAAACACGAAGUGAGGAAUUCACUAUCCCUUCAUCUAACAAAUGCAACAAGAGGUAUAGGGGAGAGUGCAGAGUGGGGAGCCUGAUGUGCUAUAAAUGUGACAAACCGGGGCACACCGCACUAGAGUGCCCGAAAAGAAGGACUUGUUAUGAAUGUGGGGCUACGGGACAUUUGUGCCCUGACUGUCCAAAACGUCGCAAUGGUGCGACACCCUACGGGAAGAUAGUGAAUAACGGAUUCGGGAAGAGAGCAGAAAAUAGGAAGGAGCUACUUAAGGGACACGGCCGAGCUUACAACAUGACUUUGGAGGAGGCCAGGGAAACACCCGACGUCGUAUCUGGUAUGUUCCCUAUCAACAAUGUGUAUGCACAUGUGUUAUCUGAUUCGGGUGCGAAUGGUAGUUUUGUGUCUACUACCUUCUGCCACUAUCUGAAUAGGAGUGCCUGUAGACUAGACAAAACCUACACUGUAGAAACAGCCGACGGUAGUCAGUGUAAGGUAGACGAAGUAUUUGAUGAAUGCAUGAUUGUUAUAGAUGGGAAGGAUUUCCUUGUUAGGCUUAUGCCAAUGUGCCUAGGAGGUUUUGACGUAGUCUUGGGGAUGGAUUGGCUGUCCAACAAUCAUGCGCAAAUACUAUGCAAUAAAAAGAUGAUAAAUAUUCAAACUCCGGAAGGAGAAACGAUCCAGGUUUACGGUGAUCGAAAGAAGGGUGGCGUAGGGUUGAUCAAUGCAAUUAAGGCGAAUAAGUGUCUGCGGAAUGGUUGUGUGGCUUACUUGGCAUACACCAUCGACGCCAAGCUCGAAAAGAAGGCCAUACAUGAUGUACCAGUGGUGAAGGAUUACCCAGAAGUAUUUCCGGAUGAAUUACCGGGAAUACCACCGAAACUUCAGGUAGAGUUCCGAAUCGAUUUGGUACCAGGUGCGGUACCAAUCGCAAGGGCACCUUAUCGCUUAGCCCCAACAGAGAUGCAAGAGCUAAUAAAGCAAUUGCAAGAACUCUUAGAUAAAGGAUAUCCAUUGCCAAGGAUCGACGAACUUUUCGAUCAGUUGCAAGGAGUCAGCUGUUUCUCGAAAAUCGAUUUGAGAUCAGGUUACCAUCAGUUGAAGGUUCGAGAAGAGGAAUUGUCAAAGACCAUUUUUAGGACUCGAUACGGACAUUACGAAUUUGUAGUAAUGUCGUUUGGGUUAACAAACGCACCUGCGGCAUUCAUGGACUUGAUGAAUCGAGUUUAUGGACCGUAUUUGGAUCAAUUUGUCAUAGUCUUUAUAGAUGACAUUUUGAUCUAUUCGAAAAGUAAAGAGGAGCAUGAACAACACUUUAGGAUGAUUCUUGAAUUAUUAGCAAAAGAGCAAUUGUACGCCAAUUUCUCAAAAUGUGAAUUUUGA
Cynara cardunculus var. scolymus (artichoke) is the source of this 1911-nucleotide messenger RNA. RefSeq lists its product as uncharacterized. The transcript has 2 exons. Gene Ontology annotation, molecular function: zinc ion binding; nucleic acid binding. The record is from RefSeq and is a predicted model, not a curated record. Bases 1 to 1911 code for a protein of 636 amino acids. NCBI's taxonomy places the organism in Eukaryota, Viridiplantae, Streptophyta, Magnoliopsida, Asterales, Asteraceae.